AUGAGGCUGGUCUCUGCUCAGUUUGGACUAUUGAUGGUUUGGAUCAUUGGCUCCUGGGGUUGGUUGAGUAACAAAUGCAUCCUCUAUGACAAGUCAAUCAGUCACUGGGUUACCCCUCACAGCUACUGCUCACAUGUCUGCGACCUCAAACUCAACCUCUCCAUCAUCCCAUCUCACUACCAGUUCCUCUGGCUCAACGUCAGGAGUGGAUCUGUCCUGCAGUCUGGAGCCCUCUCUAGGUUCUAUCCUCUACUGACACUUUCUAUAAAGGGCUGUCUGCCGACCAUUCUCCCUGGCACCUUCAAGGGGCUCUCCUGUGUGAAGAAAUUGUCUUUGUCCUGCAGUAAGUUCAUCACUUCCAAUUCAUCACUUCCAUCCAACACAUUUACUGACCUGACUAGCUUGGAGGAACUGGAAAUGAUAACUACAGGCUUUCUGUGAUGGCACCGGACGCAUUGGGAGGGAUCCCUCUUCUGAAAAAACUCUCAGUCUACAGCGGCACAGAGGAAUUGUCUGAUUUUGUUAUGUAGGAUAGUCAAUAUGUCACAGUCAUUAACUAACCUGUACUUUAGGUCAGAGGAGAUAGCCAUUUUAAGACACCAGAACUGCUCUGACACGAACGGAGCUGUUCUUGAGCUUCCUCAAUUCUAUAGUCUUCAAUAAGUUAUUUUUUCUUUCCCUAAUGCACGCCAGUUAGAAAAUGGAGCAUUUAGAUGCUUCGAAAACAUCUCAUUGCUCACUUUGCCCAAUGAGCUACAGACACAGCUUAUGCAGUCUGGAAUUUGGAGACUGCUUGAAUUACAUUUUUUCAAUGAGAAAAGCAUUUCCUUUGAGUCUGUUUGUAAAACAGUUUUGAGACUUUCGAUUACAAAACUUGAUAUAUGAAAACAUGAAACUGGGAACUACUCAGCGUCUGCAGUGAGAAACUGUCAGGGGGUUCAGGUGCUUAGCAUCUACUUUCCUGCUGGUGUUAAGGCCAGUGUUAAUCUGAGCUUGAUCCAUGAUUUGAAGAAUCUCACCGAAAAGAGCGUUUCUGUUCAUUUCACUGAUAUCCUCUCUGAGCCCCCUGAUUUAAAUGUGCUUUGUGACACUCAGAAGAGUCCUGUCACAUGGUUGAAACAAAUUCAAAUCCCAAACAUCACCUCAGAGCAGUUCUGUUGCUUGAUCAAUCUGAAAUGGCUGGAUUUAAGAUUCAAUUAUAUCACCACUAUUGUGGACUUUACAUUUAAGGGACUUGGUGAAUUGAGGUUCCUAAACCUAGGGAGUAACAACAUCUCUCAGAUUACAGAGAACAGUUUCUUUGGCCUGCAAAGUUUAGAGAUUUUAACACUGUUCAAUAAUCCAAUCAUGCAAAUUGCAGCAUUUGCGUUCAUCCACCUCACUUCGUUGACAAAUUUAGAUUUAGGGUACAUUCACCAUCCAUCCAGCCAGUGGGAGAAACAUGUGAGUGUGAAUCUGACGCACAUAUUCGGUUGAGUCUUCCCUCAAGCGCUGACUCACAUGAAUAUAAGCUCCUGGUGUCCUCUCAACAUCACCGUCGGCAGCGACAGCACCCCAAAACCAGGCUUCACCCUGCAGCUCUUCACUCCAUUGAAUGUGAUCUUCCAGGACUGCUGGAGACCAUUCUUCCAGUCUGUUGUCAACCUCAGGGCUGUAACAGGACAUCUUCUGUGUGGGUCUCACUUCGUCGCAAAGUACUUCCUCUCUCCGCAGGAGUUUGAGUUUGAGUUGGUUCUCUCACCAGACUUUGUGAGAGAACCAACUGUGGACAUGACUAACCUGAACAGGCUUGUGCAGCUGAGGCAUCUGAAGCUGACAGGAGUGGACCUCAUCGUGCAGCCAGCGCUGGGCAUCAUGUUCCACAACCUAACCAGGCUGGAGAGCCUGAGCCUAAUGGAAUGUAGGAUCCUCCCUCUGGAGGAGGAGCUGAGCAGAGACCUGCACUCCCUCAUUUUGAUUCAAGUCCAAGCCCGAGAGGAGUUUAGCAUGUUAGAGAGCUUUCCAGAGCCUCUGACCAGCCUGAGGUAUAUGGAGUUAUUCAGUCCUCGCCUGCACUGCAGCUGUGACAACGCCUGGCUGGACAACUGGGCCAGGAGACAGAGACAAGUCCAGGUAUUUUUUUGGCUAAAGGGGGAGUUGGAGUUGACAUGCAAAAAUGAAGACUGUUCCCUGGACAUGGGCUUUGUCCUGUUCCUCUGCACCUCCCUGGGCCUGCUCCUCUUCAUGCUGGCUGUGCUGCUCCAUCAGCUGGCCGGGGACUACCUACUGGCCUUCUGCCACCCACAUCACACGUGGCUGGCUGGAAGAGGCCGUGCGGAGGCCCAACCCCAGGGGUCAUCACCGCUUCGAUGCCUUUGUGUCUUACAGCGGGAGAGACGAGAACUGGGUGGUGGAGCAGCUGUUGCCGGGCCUGGAGCAGAGGGGGCCUCCCUUCCUUUCUCUCUGUCUACACAGCAGGGACUUCCAGCUGGGGAAGGACAUCGUGGACAACAUCAUAGACAGCCUCUACGGCAGCCGCCACACCAUGUGUGUGGGGAGUCAUCACUACCUGCGCAGUAACUGGUGCUCCCUGGAGCUGCGGCUGGCCACCCUGUGUCUGCUGGUGGACCACAGGGAUAACCUCAUCCUGGUCUUCCUGGAGGAGUCACUGUCAAUAAUGGCUGAUUCCUGGCUGUGAAACCCACCCUCCGAGGGUGUCUCAGGGGGAGUGGGAUAUGCAAAAAACUAAUUUCCAAUUCACAUGCGCACAGUGCCUUCAGAAAGUAUUAAUACCCCUUGACUUAUUCCACAUUUUGUUGUGUUACAGCCUGAAUUACAAAUUUAUUCAAUUGUUUUUUUUCGCACCCAUAUAGACACAAUAUCCCAUAAUAACAAAGUGAAAACAUGUUUUUAGAAAUGUUUGCAAAUUUACUGAAAAUGAAAUACAGAAAUAUCUAAUUUACUUAAGUAUUCACACCCCUGAGUCAAUACUUUGUAGAAGCACCUUUGGCAGCGAUUACAGCUGUGAGUCUUUCUGUGUAAGGCACUAAGAGCUUUCUACACCUGGAUUGAGCAACAUUUGCCCAUUAUUCUAUUAACAAUUAUUCAAAUUGGUUGUUGAUCAUGCUAGACAACAAUUUUCAGGUCGUGCCAUAUAUUUUCAAGUUGAUUUAAGUCAAAACUGUAAGUCGGCAACUCAGGAACAUUCACUGUCUUCUUGGUAAGCAACUCCAUUGUAGAUUUGACCUUGUGUUUUAGGUUAUUGUCCUGCUGAAAUGUGAAUUCAUCUCCCAGUGUCAGGUGGAAAGCAGACUGAACCAGGUUUUCCUCUAGGAUUUUGCCUGUACUUAACUCCAUUCCGUUUCUUUUUCCCCCCCCCCCCAGUCCUUAAUGAUCACAAGCAUACCCUUAACAUGAUGCAGCCACCACUAUGCUUCAAAAUAUGGAGAGUAGUACUCAGUAAUGUGUUGUAUUGGAUUUGCCCCAAACAUAACACUUGGUAUUGGGCGGCAGGUAGCUUAGUGGUUAAGAGCGUUGUGCCAGUAAUCGAAAGGUCGCUGGUUCUAAUCCCCGAGCCGACUAGGUGAAAAAUCUGUCGAUGUGCCCUUGCGCAAGGCACUUAACCCUAAUUGCUCUGGAUAAGAGCGUCUGCUAAAUGACUAAAAUGUAAAUGUAUUCAGGACAAAAUGUUAAUUGCUUUGCCACAUUUUUUGCAGUAUUACUUUAGUGCCUUGUUGCAAACAGGAUGCAUGUUUUGGAAUAUUUGUAUUCUGUACAGGCUUCCUUAUUUUCACUCUGUCAAUUAGGUUAGUAUUGUGGAGUAACUACGAUGUUGUUUUCUCUUAUCACAGCCUUUAAACUCUAACUGUUUUAAAGUCACCAUUGGCCUCAUGGUGAAAUCCCUGAGCGGUUUCCUUCCUCUCUGGCAACUGAGUUAGGAAGGACGCCUGUAUCUUUGUAGUGACUGGGUGUAUUGACACACCAUCCAAAGUGUAAUUAAUAACUUCACCAUGCUCAAAGGGAUAUUCAAUGUCUGCUUUUGUAUUUUUACCCAUCUACCAAUAGGUGCCAUUCUUUUCGAGGCAUUGGAAAACCUCUCUGGUCUUUGUGGUUGAAUCUGUGUUUGAAAUUCACUGCUCGAUUGAGGGACCUUACAGAUAAUGGUUUGGUUGGGUACAGAGAUGAGGUAGUCAUUCAGAAAUCAUGUUAAACAUUAUUAUUGCACACAGAGUUAGUUCAUACAACUUAUUAUGGGACUUGUUAAGCACAUUUUUACUCCUGAACUUAUUUAAGCUUUCCAUAACAAAGGGGUUGAAUACUUAUUGACUCAAGACAUUUCAGCUUUACAUUUUUUAUUUAUUAAAAAAAUAUUCUACAAACAUAAUUCAAUUUUGGGCCUCCCGAGUGGUGCUAGAGACGUCACUACAGACCUGGGUUCGAUCCCGGGCUGUAUCACAACCGGCCGUGAUCGGGAGUCCCAUAGGACGGCGCACAAUUGGCCCAGCAUCGUCUGGGUUAGGGGAGGGUUUGGCCAGGGGGGCUUUACGCCCAUUGGGGAGUUGCAGCGAUGAGAUAAAAAUACAAUAAAUAAAUAAAACCAUUAUUCCACUUUGACAUUAUAGGAUAUUGCGUGUAGGCCAGUGACAAAAAAACUCAAUUUAAUCUAUUUUAAAUUCAGGCUGUAACACAACAAAAUGUAGAAAAAUUCAAGGGGUGUGAAUACUUUCUGAAGACACUGUAUAAUACACACUUGUACAUACAGUAUGUGAAACAGGACAAAUGUAAGCACCCACCUAAUUAUUAUUUGUAUUAUUAUAAUGACUUAUCAACAAGAUUAUUACUUCCUCCUACGUAACUAACUGUAUCACAACAGAAGUAUUUUACAGAAGAGAAAAUGUUUCUUUUUUCCAUGGUGUUCUGUUCUAUGUUCCUUUUACUGCAACAGCUUUUCCUUUCCUUUAGGUCAUUUUUUCAUUCAACAUUUACAAAUAAAUUGUUCUUGUUUGAUAUUUUGUUCUUGUUGUUGUUGCCGUUUUUACCUUGAAUAAAACUCCCUCUUAGAGGAGGAAAAGUAUGUUUCUUGUGUAACUUGCUCUUUAUUAAAUAUUAUAUUCGUUUAUUGUUAACAAUGAUGUUAUUGAGGAUUGGCCAGUAACACAUGACUUAUAAUAAUUGAACAAGAAAACCUUUAAUGAAUGCCUAACAAAUGUCUAACAUGGCAUAAUUAAGCCCUAUUAACUACUUGUAUACACACUUAUAAACUACAAAUGAGUAGCUAAUAUGUGUACCUUAUAAUAAAGUGUUACCAUGGUCCAUUACUAGGUUCUUUGUUAAUUUAUAUGUUGUGGAGAUGCACGAGUAUUGACUAAUGUGUGGCCCAUUGACAGCUACAGUGCAUUCGGAAAGUAUUCAGACCCCUUGACCUUUCCCACAUUUUGUUACGUUACAGCCUUAUUCUAAAAUGGAUUAAAUUGUUUUCCCCCCUCAUCAAUCUACACACAAUACCCCAUAAUGACAAAGCAAAAACAGGUUUUUAGAAAUUUUAGCAAAUGUAUUACAAAUGAAAAACAGAAAUACCUUAUUUACAUAAGUAUUCAGACCCUUUGCUAUGAAACUCGAAAUUGAGCUCAGAUGCAUCCUGUUCCCAUUGAUCAUCCUUGAGAUGUUUCUACAACGUGAUUGGAGUCCAACUGUGGUAAAUUCAAUUGAUUGGACCUGAUUUGGAAAGGUACACACCUGUCUAUAUAAGGUCUCACAGUUGACAGUGCAUGUUAGAGCAAAAAACCAAACCAUGAGGUCGAAGGAAUUGUCCGUAGAGUGCAGAGACAGGAUUGUGUCGAGGCACAGAUCUGGGGAAGGAUACCAAAACAUUUCUGCAGCAUUGAAGGUCCCCAAGAACACAGUGGCCUCCAUCAUUCUUAAAUGGAAGAAGUUUGGAACCACCAAGACUCUUCCUAGAGCUGGCCACCUGGCUAAACUGAGCAAUCGGGGGAGAAGGGCCUUGGUCAGGGAGGUGACCAAGAACCCGAUGGUCACUCUGACAGAGCUCCAGAGUUUCUCUGUGGAGAUAGGAGAACCUUCCAGAAGGACAACCAUCUCUGCAGCACUCCACCAAUCAGGUCUUUAUGGUAGAGUGGCCAGACGGAAGCUACUCCUCAGUAAAAGGCACAUGACAGCCCGCUUGGGAGUUUGCCAAAAGGCACCUAAAGAACUCUGACCAUGAGAAACAAGAUUCUCUGAUCUGAUGAAACCAAGAUUGAACUCUUUGGCCUGAAUGCCAAGCGUCACAUCUGGAGGAAACCUGGCACCAUCCCUACGGUGAAGCAUGGUGGUGGCAGCAUCAUGUUAUGGGGAUGUUUUUCAGCGGCAGGGACUGGGAGACUAGUCAGGAUCAAGGGAAAGAUGAACAGAGCAAAGUACAGAGAGAUCCUUGAUGAAAACCUGCUCCAGAGAGAGCUCAGGACCUCAGACUGGGGCGAAGGUUCACCUUCCAACAGGACAACAACCCUAAGUACACAGCCAAGACAACGCAGGAGUGGCUUCGGGACAAGUCUCUGAAUGUCCUUGAGUGGCCCAGCCAGAGCCCGGAUUUGAACCUGAUUGAACAUCUCUGGAGAGACCUGAAAGUAGCUGUGCAGUGAUGCUCCCCAUCCAACCUGACAGAGCUUGAGAGGAUCUGCAGAGAAGAAUGGGGGAAACUCCCCAAAUACAGGUGUGCCAAGCUUGUAGCGUCAUACCCAAGAAGACUCUAGGCUGUAAUCGCUGCCAAAGGUGCUUCAAAAAAGUACGGAGUAAAGGGUCUGAAAAUUAGCAAACAUUUCUAAAAACCUGUUUAUGCUUUGUCAUCAUGGGGUAUUGUGUGUAGAUUAAUGAGGGGAAAAAACAAUUUAAUCCAUUUUAGAAUAAGGCUGUAAAGUAACAAAAUGUGGAAAAAGUAAAUGGGUCUGAAUACUUUCCGAAUGCACUGUAUAUGUUUAGACAGAGUAAAAGUACAGUGGUCCAUUGACAGGUCUAAGAUCAGUUCAGAACCACCUCUUCUGUUCCUGGCCAUUGACAGCGCUAUAUGUGUCAAUGGCCAGGAACAGGAACGCUAUAUAGUAUGCUAACUAUUCUAGCUAACUAACUGGCUGAAUAAGUUGACGACGGACUCGCUCAAGCUGUCGGGACUAACCCACAACGUUAGACACGGACACGAAUGAUCUGCUUGGCGUGUUGACACACUGGUGGUUUGUUGUGGCCGAGUAUUGGUGCUAAACCGUGUUGUUGGAGUCCGACAUGCUAGCUGGCUGUGGCGUCUUAUGACUAGGUGCCCUGGACGAUUUUCACGGAAGAAUACUGUACCAAGUUAGCUAGCUGAAUAAACUAAGUUAGUCUAUUCCUAGAAAACAUUGAACCGCUGUAGUUUACAACAAUUAUAGUUCUGAGGUGGAAGUUGGGAGAGUUAUAUUUGGGUGUUGUGGUGAGGGAGGCCCCGCUCUCUCCUUUCCCAGAUGUUUAGUUCAUUUCAUUCCGAUCUCCUUUGCAUUAUUGUAGCCAUUUUCUGUAGCCUGUCAACUAUACCUCUGUCUAUCCCUGUUCUCUCCUCUCCGCACAGGCUAUACAAACGCCUCACACCGCGUGGCUGCUGCCUCUCUAACCUGGUGGUCCCUGCACGCACCACCCAUGUGGAGUUCCAGGUCUCAGGCAGCCUCUGGAACUGCCGUUCUACUGCCAACAAGGCAGAGUUCAUCUCAGCCUAUGCUACCCUCCAGUCCCUCGACUUCUUGGCGCUGACAGAAACAUGGAUUACCACUGAAAACACUGCUACUCUUACUGCUCUCUCCUCGUCUGACCAUGUGUUCUCGCAUACCCCGAGAGCAUUACAUUUACAUUUUAGUAAUUUAGCAGACGCUCUUAUCCAGAGCGACUUACAGGAGCAAUUAGGGUUAAGUGCCUUGCUCAAGGGCACAUCGACUGAUUUUUCACCUAGUCGGCUCGGGGAUUAGAACCAGCGACCUUUCGGUUACUGGCACAACGCUCUUAACCACUAAGCUACCUGCCGCCAUCUGGUCAGCGGGGUGGUGGCACAGGAAUCCUCAUCUCUCCCAAGUGGACAUUCUCUAUUUUUCCCCUGACCCAUCUGUCUAUCUCCUCAUUUGAAUUCCAUGCUGUCACAGUCACUAGCCCAUUUAAGCUUAACAUCCUUGUCAUUUAUCGCCCUCCAGGUUCCCUUGGCGAGUUCAUCAAUGAGCUUGACAAGUUCCUUUCCUGAGGAUGGCUCACCCCUCACAGUUCUCGGGGACUUCAACCUCCCUACGUCUACCUUUGACUCAUUUCUCUCUGCCUCCUUCUUUCCACUCCUCUCCUCUUUUGAUCGCACCCUCUCACCGUCCCCCCCUACUCACAAGGCAGGCAAUACGCUUGACCUCAUCUUUACUAGAUGCUGUUCUUCUACUAAUCUCACUGCAACUCCCCUCCAUGUCUCCGACCACUACUUUGUAUCCUUUUCUCUCUCGCUCUCCUCCAACACUACUCACUCUGCCCCUACUCAGAUGGUAAUGCGCCGUCGCAACCUUCGCUCUCUCUCUCCCGCUACUCUCUCCUCUUCCAUCCUAUCAUCUCUUCCCUCUGCUCAAUCCUUCUACCUCCAAUCUCCUGAUUCUGCCUCCUCAACCCUCCUCUCCUCCCUUUCUGCAUCCUUUGACUCUCUAUGUCCCCUAUCCUCCCGGCCGGCUCGGUCCUCCCCUCCAGCUUCGUGGCUUGAUGACUCAUUGCGAGCUAACAGAACAGGGCUCCGGGCAGCCGAGCGGAAAUGGAGGAAAACUAGACUCCCUGCGGACCUGGCAUCUUUUCACUCCCUCCUCUCUACAUUUUCUUCAUCUGUUUCUGCUGCUAGAGCCACUUUCUAGUACUCUAAAUUCCAAGCAUCUGCCUCUAACCCUAGGCAACUCUUUGCCACCUUCUCCUCCCUGCUGAAUCCUCCUCCCCCUCCCCCCUCCUCCCUCUCUGUGGAUGACUUCGUCAACUAUUUUGAAAAGAAGGUUGACGACAUCCGAUCCUCGUUUGUUAAGUCAAAUGACACUGCUGGUCCUGCUCACACUGCCCUACCCUAUGCUUUGACUUAUUUCUCCCCUCUCUCUCCAGAUAAAAUCUUGCGACUUGUGACGGCCGGCCGCCCAACAACCUGCCCGCUUGACCCUAUCCCCUCCUCUCUUCUCCAGACCAUCUCCGGUAACCUUCUCCCUUACCUCACCUCGCUCAUCAACUCAUCCUUGACCGCUGGCUAUGUCCCUUCCGUCUUCAAGAGAGCGAGAGUUGCACCCCUUCUCAAAAAACCAACACUCAAUCCCUCUGAUGUCAACAACUACAGACCAAUAUCCCUUCUUUCUUUUCUCUCCAAAACUCUUGAGCGUGCCGUCUUUAGCUAACUCUCUUGCUAUCUCUCUCAGAAUGACCUUCUUGAUCCAAACCAGUCAGGUUUCAAGACUGGUCAUUCAACUGAGACUGCUCUUCUCUGUGUCACGGAGGCUCUCCGCACUGCUAAAGCUAACUCUCUCUCCUCUGCUCUUGUCCUUCUAGACCUGUCUGCUGCCUUUCAUACUGUGAACCAUCAGAUCCUCCUCUCCACCCUCUCCAAGCUGGGCAUCUCCGGCGCGGCUCACUCUUGGAUUGCGUCCUACCUGACCGGUCGCUCCUACCAAGUGGCGUGGCGAGAAGCUGUCUCCGCACCACGUGCUCUCACCACUGGUGUCCCCCAGGGCUCAGUUCUAGGCCCUCUCCUAUUCUCGCUAUACACCAAGUCACUUGGCUCUGUCAUAUCCUCACAUGGCCUCUCCUAUCAUUGCUAUUCAGACGACACACAACUAAUAUUCUCCUUUCCCCCUUCUGAUAACCAGGUGGUGAAUCGCAUCUCUGCAUGUCUGGCAGACAUAUCAGUGUGGAUGACAGAUCACCACCUCAAUCUGAACCUUGGGAUAGGAUAAAGUAAUCCUUCUACCCCCCCCACUGCUGAAGUGGUUAUCCCACUGGCUAUAAGGUGAAUGCACCAAUUUGUAAGUCGCUCUGGAUAAGAGCGUCUGCUAAAUGACGUAAAUGUAAAUGUAAAUGUAAAUGCUAUAAAGACAGUAACAGUGCAGUCCAUUGACAGGUCUGAGAUCUGCUCAGGGCCUCACCUCUUCUGCUCGUGCAGCAGGGAGAACAGGGAGCCCCCAGAGACAUAUUGGGUGGCGAUGGCGAACUGGCUGGGGUCGUCCAGACACGCCCCCACAAACUGGAUGACACAGGGGUGGUUGAGACGACACAGGAUGGACACCUCCCUGCAGAACAUGUCCACGUCUGACUUGGAGCAGUACGUGUUGGCCCGAUACCUAUAG
This is a messenger RNA of Coregonus sp. 'balchen', 10331 nucleotides long. Lineage: Eukaryota; Metazoa; Chordata; Actinopteri; Salmoniformes; Salmonidae. The record is from the annotation of a GenBank genome assembly.